Molecule: messenger RNA, 3547 nt
Organism: Megalobrama amblycephala (Wuchang bream)
Lineage: Eukaryota; Metazoa; Chordata; Actinopteri; Cypriniformes; Xenocyprididae
Gene: snta1
Product: syntrophin, alpha 1
Exons: 8
Coding region: 78-1523 (481 amino acids)
Cellular component (GO): sarcolemma; intracellular anatomical structure; neuromuscular junction
Molecular function (GO): protein binding; structural molecule activity
Source: RefSeq, a predicted model, not a curated record
GUUAGUAGGAGGGCGUAAGUUGAGUUCGGGACUGCAGCGCCCGUCCGCUCCGCUGGUAUUCCAGGAAUGUGUUGAUCAUGGCGGCCGCUGUGAAGCCCGUGAAGAGCGGAUUGCUGGAGCUCCGCGUUACCGUUCACCACUGGAUCCGCGUGCUCGCCACUCUCAGCGAGGACUCGUUCACCGUGAGUCCCGGAGAAACCGCCGAUGAGUCCGCGAACAGCUGCUCGCCCGCGCCCGGAGGGGCUGUUAACGGGGAUCCGGCGAACCUCAGCGCCUCCCCGGUACCGGACACCAUCACGAACGUCAAACGAACCGUCCGAGUCACCAAACAAGAAGUUGGAGGACUCGGAAUAAGUAUUAAGGGUGGUAAAGAGAAUAAGAUGCCCAUCCUGAUCUCAAAGAUCUUCAAAGGGCUGGCAGCAGACCAGACGGAGGCUCUUUAUGUGGGCGAUGCGAUUUUGUCCGUGAACGGGUACGACCUCAGAGAGGCCACUCACGAUGAGGCUGUACAGGCCCUGAAGAAAACAGGCAAAGAGGUCAUUCUGGAAGUGAAGUACAUUAAGGAAAUGUCAGCGUUUUUCAAGGGCGGAUCGACGGCGGGACCCCCAGUGCUCGAUUCUCCUCCAGCCACCCCGCAGAAGCAGACGGACCCCGCGCUUAAAGAGACCAGGAACCUCCCGCUCCGAAUGUGUCAUGUGACACGCAAACAGUGUCCGCCUGACACGGAGGACAGGUAUUUUGAGGUGGUAUCAUCAGACAGGAAGAAGGCUGUGUUUUUGCGGGCUAAAGAUCACGCCAUGGCUCAGGCCUGGUACAACGCCAUCCAGACAGGAAGUGCAGCAUUACUGACCAGUGCCAAAGCCGAGCUGAAAGCCCUGCAGCCGAGCCUGGACGUCAGUCACAUCGGCUGGAUCAUUGAGCAGGGUUCAGAGCGGCCGAUACUGGCGGUGUUGACGGACAGAGAUCUACUGCUGUACGGAUCUCUGCCCGACAGCAAAGAGACUCUCAACAGCCCAGACAAGAGCUAUCCUUUAAUUACCACCAGGCUGGUUCACUCUGGACCGGGUAAGAGUUCAUCAGUACACGACUCUGAGCUGACCUUUGGCCUGCGCUUGGGCACCAAGCAGGGAGUGGAGACGCAUCUGUUCAGAGUGGACACAGCUAAAGACCUGUCCACCUGGACACACCUGCUGGUGGAGGGCUGCCACAGCGCCGCAGAGCUCGUACAGGAGGUCACGACAGCGUGCAGCUGGAACGGGAAGUCGUGUAUGUUGAGCGUUCACAUAGACAAAGGCUUCUUGUUGUUUACGGAGGAGGCCGGCGUCCGGAAGAACGUCCUUCUCCAGCAGCCGUUCGAGCGUCUGCGCAUGUCCUCAGACGACGGAGUCCGCAUGAUGUUCCUCGACUUCGGAGGCCCAGAAGCAGAGAUACAACUGGACCUCCACUCCUGCCCUAAAACCAUCGUCUUCAUCAUUCACUCUUUCCUGUCGGCCAAGGUCAAGCGACUAGGGCUGCUGGCGUAACGGUGGACCACUGGACAUCAAACCAAAUCUUCCAUCACAGACUGUCACGGGUCAGUGUUCAGACACGGACGGCCAAAACCUAAAGCCAUUCAGUGACGAUUUCUCUGUUUUCCUCAUAGCUCUGACCUUUUUAUUCUUUCUCAUUUUAUUGGUUUGUAUCUCAUUCUAAACUUUAUGAAUGUUUAAAAACAUAAUCGCAUUAAUCAUAUGUUUUCAGAGCGGCAACAGACACAAAACAAGAUCUGUUCUAGAGCCUAGUGAGUCUACAUAGGCAGCGUCCAGUCUGAACUGAUUUGAGACGCACUAGAUAGGCAGCACCUCUGGAUGCAACACAAAUAAUGUUAUGUUUUGACAUUUACAUGUUGCUGAUAAAGCAAUAGCAUAAAAUUAUGCAAUGAGCAUAAAAACAAACAUAAAAUAGUCCAUUGCAAUUCAAAUAAUAAAAUAAAAUUGAAUUGAACACACUUAAUACUAAUAAGUGUUUCAUUAUUUAUUAUAAUUUCUCUCGCCUCAGCACCAUCUUAUAUAGAUUUAUCCCCCAAGCGAUUUGCUGCUAGCCUUCCUGUGAUCCCUUAAAAUACUGUCUAAGUAGGCAGCUCACUAGGUUUUUGAACAGAGCUAGUAUUUCAUGGUUUUGUUGAUAUUCCAGUUGUGCGAGACUGUGAAAAACGCAGCUGCUCUGAUCAUAGAAAGGGCUUUAACGUUUGGCAGCUGAGAGCGGUUUGAGAAAUUAAAUCUCAAAUCUUUCUACGGUGAGAAAUAACUAAUUUGACUUUCUUCUUACUUUAAAUAUAACCUUUUAAAGAUGUGGCGUCUUCCAGAAUAUCUACUAUGAAUCUAUGCAACCUGUCAAACCCUUACAAAAAAAGUUACUGUGGUAGCACCAUGGUACAGUGAUGGAUUCAGAUGGUAAUACUGUGGUAUUUGAUAUUUCAUAUACCAUAGUAUUUAUAUGGUAUAUGGAUUUUGCAAGGGAAAUAUGGUAAUGCCUCACUCUUUGUUUAUUUUACAAGCCAAAACUACAAAACUGGGAACUGUAAUUCAGAUUUAAAAUUGGAGAAACCUUCACUAGAAGUAGUUAGAUCUGAGAAAUGCUUGUAAUUCAGUUUGUGGAUUGAAUUCAUGUUAAAGUUACACUGACCUCUAGUGGGCAUAAUGAGCAUUAGUACUGUCCACAUGAUCUGACCUCUCCGGCUGUGUUCAGAAUAGCAUACUGCUCAUACUACUUCUGCAGUAUACUGUGCACAGUAUGAGUUUUCUGCAUUUACAUGUAUGUACUACAACAUACUACAGUUGCCAUAAUGAGCACAGAAAAAUGCAGUGCACUUGACCUUCCAUUUCCAUUGUGAUAAAUGCACCAGAGUUUGAUUUUUCUUGAAUCGUCAUUUGAUCCGACACCUAAAAGUGACAUUUUUACACAUGCAUUAAUUUUACUGAAAGAACGUUUAUUCAUGACAGAGAGAAGUUCUUGCCAGAAUGCCUUCUGGGAUAAGCAGAUGCUACAUGCUGAAAUAAAAAUGUUUAUUGUUGCACAAUGCAUACUGUUCUGAAAACCGCAGGCAGUAUGCAGUAUAUACUGCACAGUAUGCUAGUACUCCAUUCUGAACACAGCCUCUUUCAUGCAAUAUCGUCUUGUUUUGUCGUUUUUCUUUCUUUUGAACCUUCUUCUAACUGAUUUGUGUGAACAAUGAUGGAUGUGCAGUGACGUUCGGCUGUAUUCCUCAAGGAUGUCUUCCUGUUUUCACAUGCUCUUUUUGUCUCAUUACAUUGUGACGGAGAUAUGCAAAUUUUUUUCUGCUCAGAGAGGUACUUUUAAAAAAAAGAAACUGUCCCAGCUUGCUGAGGUGGAAAAUAUCCUUCAUGUGGCCUUUUUUACAUUCUACUAAAUUUUAAUAUAUAAUUCAAACUAAGCUAUAUUCAACCUGUGUUAGUUAUCAAAAGGAAAAUCAUUAUAUCCUUAUUUAAACAGUGCCUUUUAGGGUUGUUUGUAUAUAAAAUUGCAAUAAAUAUAACUGUUGACUUCA